This is a messenger RNA of Oncorhynchus gorbuscha (pink salmon), 2427 nucleotides long. RefSeq names its product extensin-like. The coding region runs from base 1 to 2427 and encodes 808 amino acids. The record is from RefSeq and is a predicted model, not a curated record. The transcript is spliced from 9 exons. NCBI's taxonomy places the organism in Eukaryota, Metazoa, Chordata, Actinopteri, Salmoniformes, Salmonidae.
AUGAGGAACAACCUGCUCACUCUGAAGUCCUCCUACAAAAUGAAUGGGUGUUGCACCAUCGAAGAGCCUCCCAGUCCUUUAGCCCCCAGCCCCCAUCCGGUCUCCAGUCCCCCCAUCUCCCCCACUCCCCAGCCCCCAUCCAGUCUCCAGCCCCCCAUCUCCCCCACUCCCCAGCACCCCAUCCGGUCUCCAGUCCCCCAUCUCCCCCACUCCCUAGCCCCCCAUCCAGUCUCCAACCCCCAUCUCCCCCACUCCCCAGCACCCCAUCCGGUCUCCAGUCCCCCCAUCUCCCCCACUCCCCAGCCCCCAUCCAGUCUCCAGCCCCCAUCUCCCCCACUCCCCAGCACCCCAUCCGGUCUCCAGUCCCCCCAUCUCCCCCACUCCCUAGCAUCCCAGCCCUUUAGCCCCCAGCCCCCAUCCGGUCUCCAGUCCCCCCAUCUCCCACACUCCCUAGCCUCCCAGCCCUUCAGCUCCAGCCCCCAUCCGGUCUCCAGUCCCUCCAUCUCCCCCACUCCCCAGCCCCCCAUCCAGUCUCCAGCCCCCCAUCUCCCCCACUCCCCAGCCCCCCAUCCGGUCUCCACCUCCCAGCCCUUUAGCCCCCAGCCCCCAUCCGGUCUCCAGUCCCCCCAUAUCCCCCACUCCCUAGCCUCCCAGCCCUUCAGCUCCAGCCCCCAUCCGGUCUCCAGUCCCCCCAUCUCCCCCACUCCCCAGCUCCCCAUCCAGUCCUCAGCCCCCAUCUCCCCCACUCCCCAGCCCCCCAUCCGGUCUCCACAUCCCAGCCCUUUAGCCCCCAGCCCCCCAUCCGGUCUCCAGUCCCCCCAUCUCCCACACUCCCUAGCCUCCCAGCCCUUCAGCUCCAGCCCCCAUCCGCAUCCUAGCCCUUUAGCCCCCAGCUUCCCAUCUGGUCUCCAGUCCCCCCAUCUCCCCCACUCCCUAGCCUCCCAGUCCUUUAGCCCCCAGCCCCCAUCCGGUCUCCAGUCCCCCCAUCUCCCCCACUCCCCAGCCCCCAUCCAGUCUCCAGCCCCCAUCUCCCCCACUCCCCAGCACCCCAUCCGGUCUCCAGUCCCCCAUCUCCCCCACUCCCUAGCCCCCCAUCCAGUCUCCAACCCCCAUCUCCCCCACUCCCCAGCACCCCAUCCGCAUCCCAGCCCUUUAGCCCCCAGCCCCCCAUCCGGUCUCCAGUCCCCCCAUCUCCCACACUCCCUAGCCUCCCAGCCCUUCAGCUCCAGCCCCCAUCCGGUCUCCAGUCCCUCCAUCUCCCCCACUCCCCAGCCCCCCAUCCAGUCUCCAGCCCCCAUCUCCCCCACUCCCCAGCCCCCAUCCGCCUCCCAGCCCUUUAGCCCCCAGCCCCCAUCCGGUCUCCAGUCCCCCCAUAUCCCCCACUCCCUAGCCUCCCAGCCCUUCAGCUCCAGCCCCCAUCCGGUCUCCAGUCCCCCCAUCUCCCCCACUCCCCAGCUCCCCAUCCAGUCCUCAGCCCCCAUCUCCCCCACUCCCCAGCCCCCAUCCGGUCUCCAUCCCCCCAUCUCCCCCACUACCCAGCCCUUCAGCCCCCUUCCAGUCUCCAGCCCCCCAUCUACCCACUCCACAGCCCUUCAGCCCCCAGCCCCCCAUCUGGUCUCCAGUCCCCCCAUCUCCCCCACUACCCAGCCCUUCAGCCCCCUUCCAGUCUACAGCCCCCCCCAUCUCCCCACUCCCCAGCCUUUCAGCCCCCAGCCCCCAUCUGGUCUCCAGUCCCCCCAUCUCCCCACUACCCAGCCCUUCAGCCUCCCUUCCAGUCUCCAGCCCCCCAUCUCCCCACGCCCCAGCCCUUCAGCCCCCAGCCCCCAUCUGGUCUCCAGUCCCCCCAUCUCGCCCACUACCCAGCCCUUCAGCCCCCAUCCAGUCUCCAGCCCCCCCAUCUCCCCACUCCCCAGCCCUUCAGCCCCCAUUCCAGUCUCCAGCCCCCCAUCUCCCCACUACCCAGCCCUUCAGCCCCCCAGCCCCCCAUCUGGUCUCCAGUCCCCCAUCUCCCCCACUACCCAGCCCCCAUCUGGUCUCCAGUCCCCCCAUCUCCCCCACUACCCAGCCCUUCAGCCCCCUUCCAGUCUCCAGUCCCCACUCCCCAGCCCUUCAGCCCCCAGCCCCCAUCUGGUCUCCAGUCCCCCCAUCUCCCCCACUACCCAGCCCUUCAGCCCCCAUCCAGUUUCCAGCCCCCCAUCUCCCCACUCCCCAGCCCUUCAGCCCCCCAGCCCCCAUCUGUCCCCCCAUCUCCCCCACUACCCAGCCCUUCAGCCCCCCAUCCAGUCUCCAGCCCCCCCAUCUCCCCACUCCCCAGCCCUUCAGCCCCCCAGCCCCCAUCUGGUCUCCAGUCCCCCCAUCUCCCCCACUACCCAGCCCUUCAGCCCCCAUCCAGUCUCCAGCCCCCCAUCUCCCCACUCCCCAGCCUAA